AAUUGAACUCUAGCUGUCUAUAUAACUCCCUAAAACUGUAGAAGUAUGAGUAGCUCAGAUCUCAGUGAUGACGGAGACAGUAAUGGAGGAGGGAGAGCAAAACGUAGGCCAUCAUGAAAAAUGGAGAGGAGGGAUCAAAACCAUGCCUUUCAUCUUCGCUAAUGAGGUUUCGGAGAAGUUAGCGGUGGUGGGGUUCUCAGCAAACAUGGUGAGUUACCUUACAGAAGAGCUCCAUAUGCCGGUGGCUAAAGCCGCCACCACCCUCACAAACUUCGGCGGCACGGCCAGCCUCACUCCUCUUCUCGGUGCCUUUCUCGCCGACGCCUAUAUCGGCCGCUUCUGGACCAUCGCCGGCGCCACCUUCAUCUACCUCAUAGGAAUGUCGAGCCUGACGACCUCAGCCACUCUGCCUCAAUUCCGUCCGCUGCCUUGCUCCGCCGGCGCUGCUCACCCCUGCAAGGAAGCUUUAACAUGGCAGCUCGCAGUCCUAUACUUCUCUCUACUCCUCGCCGCGGUAGGGGCCGGAGGAAUAAGGCCCUGCGUGGUCGCCUUCGGCGCCGAGCAAUUCGGAGAAGCCGGCAAAAGAGAGCAGGGAAGAACAUGGAGAUUCUUCAAUUGGUAUUAUUUCUGUAUGGGGGCUUCGAUGCUUUUGGCGGUGACCGUUGUGGUGUACGUGCAGGACAACGUUGGAUGGGGAUGGGGAUUAGGGAUUCCGACGGUGGGAAUGGGGAUCUCGUUGAUUUCGUUCGUGGCCGGAUACCCGAUGUAUAGGAUGGCCAGGCCGGCGGGAAGCCCGUUCACGAGGUUGGCGCAGGUGGCGGUGGCGGCGGCGAGGAAGAGGAGGUUGAAGGUGGAGAUGGAGCCGGGAUUGCUCUACGAGAAUGAUGAGAUUGACAAGGGGAUUUCGUUGGCGGGGAAGCUGGGGCACACCAGCAGCAUCAGUUUCCUUGACAAGGCCGCCAUCCUCACCGAGGAAGACAAGCAGGCCAUGAAACCCUCCUCCUGCAUCAAUAACGUCCCCAUUCCCAACCUUUGGCAUCUCAGCACAGUCCACCGAGUCGAAGAACUCAAAUCCCUAAUCCGCAUGGCGCCAAUAUGGGCGGCCGGAAUCCUCGUCAUCACCGCCGCCGCCCAACAGAACACCUUCUCCCUCCAACAAGCCCGCAUAAUGAACCGACGCAUCUCCCCUUCCUCCUCCUUCCAAAUCCCGCCUGGUUCGAUGACCCUCUUCACCAUGCUCUCCAUGCUCCUCACCAUCUCUCUCUACGACCGCCUCCUAGUCCCCUUCUCCCGCCGCUUCACCGGGCUGGACCGCGGCAUCUCCUUCCUCCUACGCAUGGGCAUCGGCUUCGCCCUCUCCGCGACGGCCACUCUCAUCGCCGGCCUCGUCGAGGUUCUCCGCCGCCAGAAAUCGGCCGACCCCCUAUCUGUAUUCUGGCUGGUGCCGCAGUACGGCCUUUUCGGGGCGGCGGAGGCGUUCACAUCGAUAGGGCAUUUGGAGUUCUUUUACGACCAGGCACCGGAGAGCAUGAGAAGCACGGCGGCGGGGUUGUUUUGGCUGUCCAUAUCGGCGGGGAGCUACGUGAGUACGAUGCUGGUGGGGUUGGUUCACAGGUAUACUAAUUGGUUGGUGGAUGAUUUGAAUAAGGGAAGACUGGAAUUUUUGUAUUGGAUUAUAACGGGUUUGCAGGUCCUGAAUUUGGGUUAUUACGUGUUGUGUGCGAGGUUUUAUACCUAUAAGCCGUUGCGUGUUAGGGAUGAUGAGUUAGUAGGAGUUGAGCUUAAUUAGUUAUGAGGGAUGUUUGAUCGAGUUUUUUGUAUGAUACAUAAUAAUCCUGUGAUUAAGAUGCACUAAUAAUCUGUUUGUAAGGCAGUUUUUCAUA
Messenger RNA from Dendrobium catenatum, 1883 nucleotides. RefSeq names its product protein NRT1/ PTR FAMILY 3.1. Gene Ontology annotation, molecular function: transmembrane transporter activity. Gene Ontology annotation, cellular component: plasma membrane. The record is from RefSeq and is a predicted model, not a curated record. Gene Ontology annotation, biological process: transmembrane transport; oligopeptide transport. The transcript is spliced from 4 exons. NCBI's taxonomy places the organism in Eukaryota, Viridiplantae, Streptophyta, Magnoliopsida, Asparagales, Orchidaceae. Bases 68 to 1789 code for a protein of 573 amino acids.